Molecule: messenger RNA, 1509 nt
Organism: Phytomonas sp. EM1
Lineage: Eukaryota; Euglenozoa; Kinetoplastea; Trypanosomatida; Trypanosomatidae
Source: the annotation of a GenBank genome assembly
AUGAUGCGAUGGUCUGUGGACAUAGCAGGCAUCGACAUCGAGGCAGACUUGAUGCAUGAAGCAGGAAAAAGAGUUCCUCAAGAACCUGUGGGCUCUCUGAAAGCUCGUUGGCUUGCGCUUGACGAUCAAAAGUCAAGUAAUGGGGAACACAUCGAGAUCCUAGGGAAUGUGUGGGUACCUACCCAAGACGAACUACAGAAGUUGUAUGAUGCACGUAUCUCGAAUCCGAGGCAUCUGGAAAUCCCAUUUGAUCUGCAUCAGCAGCAGGUUUUGCAGAGCUCUUUGUCUAAAAGGCGAAGUGAAAGCACCAGUAAUGGUGAUGCAAGCAAUAUGCAGUUUAGCCAAGGCGCCAAUACUCAGUCUUUCAACAAUAACCUCGUGCCAUGCAAAGGUAAGGAAAUAUGUAUCUUUUCAACCUUUUUAAAUCCACAGGGUAAGCGAACGGCUGUGACUAUCGUCAUAAACCAACCGGUCUUUAAGGCUGUUGACAUCGUUAACGCUUUUCUGAAGCAUUAUGUCAAUUCAGAUGAACACUUAUCACAGCGGUUCUCCGCUAAUCCACGCAUGUACAAACUUUUUUUUGCAGAUGAACUCACUGGAGAGGAAGAUAUGGCAGUUCAACUGGAUUUUAAUGCCCAGAAUUUUUCCUGCUACUUCAUAAAUCCGUUGCCGGCAGCCAGACUGUACCUGUUUCCCCAGCGCACAGGGCUUCUGCCUUCUACACCAUAUGAUAUCCAUUUAACAGUGCAGAUACGUCCUCUAGAUCAGCAAGGAAAACCCAUACAACGAAAAUGCCUUGUGCCGGCCGAUAUGCUGGCGGAAAAUCUCGAGACAACUGUCUCGAGUCGACUCCUUUCAAGCGCGAUUGUGCAGGGUUCUCUACGUAUCAAAUAUGGUCCGUUAGAGCUUAACAUAAAUGAUUAUUAUGACUUUGGCCCAGGUUGUGGCCGACCGAAUUGCCCUAUUGCAGAACGUACCAUACUUUCAUUAUACCGCUUUGGUGUGUCGGAGGUUGUGGUGAGUGGUCGUGCCGUUGAAGAUGUUGCUGUCAACGGACUUGCGGAGGCUUCUGAAGAUAUUAUCGUUGAUAUGGAUGUUAACGAGGCUUUUUCAUUCCAACAAUUUGAAGUCAUUCGCAUCAGCCGAUAUGGCGCACGACAGCAGUGGCUGCUUUCUGUGGAUGGUGAGAACCUGUACACAGUGAAGCCAAACUCGGAUUCCAUCAAGACAGUAGAGCGGCCGAUUAAAGAUAUUGAGGAGAUACGCGUCUUUUCAAGUAGACCGAGGUAUAUGGAGGUGGUCUACACACGUGCAUCACGUCUUGAGGAAGAUCACUUUGAGUGCAGCACUGCAAGCAAUUGUGCCUUUCUAAAUGAGAAAUUGCGUAUUAUUCGUCGCGAACUGAAUAAAAGGCAAGAAGAGGAAAUCCAGUCUGCUGCGAUAAAAGAGCGGCAUGGUGUCAUACAUCGUUUAUUAGAUCGAUUUAGGACUAGGUGGUUCAUUUUUUGA